Messenger RNA from Xiphias gladius (swordfish), 911 nucleotides. RefSeq names its product amphiregulin (gene areg). The transcript has 6 exons. NCBI's taxonomy places the organism in Eukaryota, Metazoa, Chordata, Actinopteri, Istiophoriformes, Xiphiidae. The coding region runs from base 94 to 801 and encodes 235 amino acids. Gene Ontology annotation, biological process: positive regulation of cell population proliferation; epidermal growth factor receptor signaling pathway; positive regulation of mitotic nuclear division. The record is from RefSeq and is a predicted model, not a curated record.
GGACAACCAGACACCUAACACUCACACUCAGACACACACUUACAACCAGAGAUUUGUGCAGGACUGUCAUACACAAAACACUCUUCCCGGGAUAUGAACCCUCUCAGCCUCACCUGUCUCCUGUGCUUAGUAAUCUGCUGUUAUCUGGGUGCUCAGGGAUCUGAGGCCACUGGCUACUCCAGUGAACUAGCCGGAGUAACUGGGGGUCCGGCCUCCGGGGAGGGCCUCCAGAGUUUGCUGAGCGACGAUGACGAGCUGGAAAUAGAUGAACUUUCAGGAGGGGACAAUGAAAAUGUCAGCCUUCAUGAGUUACAUCCCAGUAAAGAUGAGAGGAAGAAAAGGAAAGGCAAGGGCAAGAGGAGGAGCAAGCACAAGAGCAAAAGCACGACUCCUUUCAACCCCGAGCACAUGGUCUUCACCAACGAAUACAUGUCGACUCUCAGCACCACAGAGGAUCCCUGUACCUCCACCCACCUGGGCUACUGUAUUCAUGGUUACUGCAAGCACAUAGAGGGCCUGCAGGAGCCAGUGUGCAUAUGUAUGAAGGGUUAUGACGGGGAGCGCUGUGGGAUCCAAACUCUUGGGACGAGUAAAAACCAGUCCAGUGAGAGCCAUGAUACUGAGUUGGUGCAGACGGUCUUAGUAAUCAUUGCUGUGGUCCUGUCAGUCAUCAGCUGCACCGCCAUCCUGCUCAUGACCUGUGCUCAUUACAGGUCACAUAAAAACUACCUGGCAUCCUACCUGGGAACUGGGACAGAGCAGGAGAAGUUACAGAAACCUGUCGGUGACAUUGUGGUGUGAAGGCGUCAAGUUAUGACGAGGCAGCUGCACGAUUCCAAGACGAAACAGACCAGAGGAGUCUGAGGAUCUGACAAAGAAGUAGAAUUGAUAGACUGCUUCUUUAGAUGCUG